AUGAGCACCCACGAAAUGCAGCACCAAACGGCGGGCCAUGAUGGCGGCAGCGGAGAGGAGGAGCCUUUCGAUGUGAUGGAUAUUGUGGCUGCCAGAAGCCGUGGCGACCUCGAGGCUCAAUCCGCUGACAUGAAAAAGGAGCAACGGUCAGUGGCACAGCUGGUAGUAGACCAAGCGACCGAACCAGAGGUGAUAUCAGGACCUGGACCCAUCCCCUUAGUUAACCGGAGUAUCACCGAUAGACCAAACAAAGAAGGUUUUGAACAAGAUGAAAGGAAAACCAACGAAGGCUGCGGGUCCACCUCGAAGGAUGCGCAACAGGAACUGUGCAAGUUCGAGACCAGGCAACGCGGUUCAACUACGCGCCGUCAAAGCCAGGCGAUGGCUCGACCAGGUGCUUAUGCCGUGGAACCAAGUGCUACGGAGCAGAGCGAAACAAUGACCCCCAUUGGCGUUGACAGCCUUACAUCAUCUAAUACUUCGACCAUUGUUGAGGAUGGCCUCGCUGUUGCCAACCCAGUUGACGAUGAUGCAGUUAGACACCUGAGUCUGCCCCAAGCCCGAGACUUUGAUGCAGUACCAGUAGCUUCAAACAGGAGCAAGCAAAAGACAAAGCAAUUCCUGAGAGCGUUGCUGUCGGGAACCAUUCUGCUAAUUGUCGUCCUUCUAAUCUUGCUAUCGGUAGCUGCUUUGGUCCCAAAGAGGACCGCCACUACAGCUUCGCCAGCUCCCAGUCCCAGCACGCCAGCUCCAACCUCCGCCAAAGGAUACCUCCUUUCAUUGUUUGACGAUGGCACCCAGCAAGCAUUGGAAGAUCCUCAAUCACCUCAAUCAAGAUCAUACGAAUGGAUCCUAGAGGACUUGGACAAUCUGCCACUUUAUUCUGAUGAUCAGAUAAAGCAGAAGUUUGCCCUGGCAUCUCUGUACUUUGCCACUGGUGGAGAUAAUUGGAGGAACAACACUAACUGGCUCAACCACAGUGUAUCUGAAUGCAACUGGUUCUUCAAUCCUGAAUUUGCCAGGAAGUCAGCAAUAUCUCAGCUUCUUCCUGGAUACCUGGCAGGGUUCUUGGAGCCUCCACCUACCUCACCUUGUGAUAAUGAUGGGCUACUCCAACACCUUUGGCUGGACCAGAAUAAUCUUGAAGGCUCCAUCCCAGAGGAACUGUACUUGUUGACAAAACUAGAAACUCUUUCGAUGGGAUGGAACCAACUCGGAGGAACAAUUUCUAGCCAUAUUGGGCAACUGAGAGCUUUGGAAGGUCUCACUCUCAGUCAGCUGCUUUUGACUGGCACCUUGCCUACAGAAGUUGGCAUGCUCUCAAACCUACGCUUCUUUUCUCUGCAUGCAAAUCAACUUCAAGGAGAUCUCCCAACACAAAUAUGGCAGCUCACCAAUUUGGUUGACCUCAUCUUGAGUUCAAACUCUGAAUUGAAGGGCACACUGCCUACUGAUAUUGGCGCCUUGUCCAAGUUGAGAAUGCUACAACUGGAGCGGAGUGACUUUUCAGGUACAAUUCCAACUGAGCUAGGGCAAGCUGAGUCUCUAGGAUGGAAGUGUACCAAGUGA
Seminavis robusta is the source of this 1569-nucleotide messenger RNA. The record is from the annotation of a GenBank genome assembly. NCBI's taxonomy places the organism in Eukaryota, Bacillariophyta, Bacillariophyceae, Naviculales, Naviculaceae.